GCAUCUCUGUCUUAUCACUGAGUCAACAGAGAAUCUGUGAGAUAGAGGCAGCAUGUGGGAGAGGUUGUACCAUGGAUGAUCAUUGAUUUGUGCAGCACAAGCGGCAUUUUGUCUUAGAAAUAAGGAGGUAACUGGACAAGGUGCAGGGCCAUAUAAAUCCCCAUUAUCAUCUAUCCGUGUUUCCCCUCCAAAACAAUAUCGCAAUGACGUCGUCCGAAGUCAUUUUUAACCUCACAAAGGAUUGGACUGAAAGCAUGGAGCACUGGCAUCUUCACUUCUUUAUCAUCCCCAGCGUUGUCAUCACUGUCUUCUCAUUUAUUGCAGACCCCGUUGUCCUGGUGUGCAUUAUUCUAUCACGUCCUUUACGUAGAGAGACCCGUUACCUGUUGAUGGCCAACACCCUGGCUGCAGACAUUCUCUUCCUCACCCUCAACCAGGUCACUUUGAUUGGUAAUGCUGUGAAGGCUAAAAUACCCUGGCUCCUUUGUGAGCUUUUCACCGCCAUCCUUGUCACAGCCUACAGCAGUGCCAUCCUCACUGUGACUCUCAUGGUGGUUGACACCUUUGCCGCAGUGCGCUGGCCUCUCCGUUACCAUAACCUCCUCUCACCAACCCAGACCCACGGCAUACUGGGCAUGGUGUGGAUCUUGUGCGCCAUAUACCCUUUCACGUUGAUGAUGAUGAUGCAGGACGAGAGUCCCCAUGGGAAAGUACCUGUGUGUCUGGCUCUCAUCUCCUUUGGUUUCUUUGAGGCCAAGGCCGUCGAGGGGAUCUACAUGUACUUCUUUGUUUCUGCACUGAUCUGCAGCUUUAUCAUUCUCUACUGCUACAUUCGCCUGUACAUGGUGACAAGGACGCAGGGAAUCUGGCACAGCCGCUUCUCUAGGGCUCGGGUCACAGUGCUGGUCCACGGAGUUCUUCUUCUGCUCUAUUUUGCCCCUGGCUUUGUUUUUGCCCUGGAGCUCUUCAUCUUUCCAAGGAAAAACAUAAGUCAAGAUCUUCGCGUCUGGAUCAGUACAGUCAAUGCUAAUAUCUUCAUGCUGCUGCCUAGGGCACUUGCUCCUUACCUGUAUGGUCUGAGGUACCGCGAGAUUGCUGAAAGUCUCACACUUCUGCUACACUGGAGCAGGAGAAACCGGGAAAACACCUCAUCAUGAAGAGCUACCUACUAUGCAGACUAAUGACCAUGUGGUUUACGGCCUAGUUUUUGGGAACUUGUUGCCUAAAGGUCUGUUUUGAUAAGGUUUGUUCAACUAUAAUGUUGAACUAUUGUUUUUAAACAUAUCCCAAUUAAACUUUUAAUGCCUACAUGAUCAGAUUAACAAAAUAUGUAUGACAAAUUGUUCAUGUUCUAAGAAUCCGGGUCAUGAUCCCUGCAGCACCUGUACAUUCUUUUGUUUGGCAAUUUCUUUUGGCCAUUAAUGUUUCCUUUUAGUGCUAAAAAUUUGUAUCUAAAAUUUUCUGUCAAUUUGUCACUCUUAAGUAAUAUAUGGAUGCUAAAUGAUCAAAUGUUUUCGUAGACACAAUUUCAAAUCACAUUUUUAUUUCUCUAGUUCUAGAUUAAGACUACAAAGAAAGUAUACUACAGUUGAUCACCCAA
This is a messenger RNA of Cyprinodon tularosa, 1600 nucleotides long. RefSeq names its product probable G-protein coupled receptor 148. The transcript has 2 exons. Gene Ontology annotation, biological process: G protein-coupled receptor signaling pathway. Gene Ontology annotation, molecular function: G protein-coupled receptor activity. The coding region runs from base 204 to 1157 and encodes 317 amino acids. The record is from RefSeq and is a predicted model, not a curated record. Gene Ontology annotation, cellular component: membrane. NCBI's taxonomy places the organism in Eukaryota, Metazoa, Chordata, Actinopteri, Cyprinodontiformes, Cyprinodontidae.